Messenger RNA from Danaus chrysippus (African queen), 1242 nucleotides. The record is from the annotation of a GenBank genome assembly. Lineage: Eukaryota; Metazoa; Arthropoda; Insecta; Lepidoptera; Nymphalidae.
AUGAGUAGAGAUCUAGUUAUUUUAGCCUACUCCGGCGGUUUGGACACCAGCUGUAUAUUAAAAUGGUUAAUUCAAAAAAAUUACGAUGUCGUCUGCUACAUGGCCGACAUUGGACAAGACGAAGACUUCGAAAAGGCACGCCAAAAAGCAAAACUGAUAGGAGCAAAGGAUGUCAUAAUUGAAGAUUUGCGCAACGAUUUCGUCUCCAACUAUAUGUUUGCCGCUAUUCAGAUGGGUCUGGUUUAUGAGAGUCGAUACUAUUUAGGGACCUCGGUGGCACGGCCUUGCAUCUCCGUUGGAAUAGUAAAUGCUGCAAAAAAAUUGGGUGCCAAAUAUAUUUCUCAUGGUGCUACUGGCAAGGGUAACGAUCAAGUACGCUUUGAAUUGAGCGUAUAUUCGUUGUGGCCGGAAGGGAAGGUGAUCGCACCUUGGCGUCAACCGGAAUUCUUUAAUCGAUUUCAAGGAAGAAAAGAUCUAAUCGAAUAUGCUAAACAAGAAAACAUACCGGUGUCCGCUACACCGAAGGCCCCAUGGUCAACUGAUGAAAACAUUAUGCAUAUCAGUUAUGAAUCGGGAGUACUAGAAGACCCCGCAGCGGAACCUCCAAGUGGGAUUUACAAAAUGACUCGCGAUCUGAAGCAAGCUGAGGACUAUCCGAGCACCAUGGAUAUAACGUUCGAAAAAGGUUUGCCAGUAUCGGUCAAAAUUCCCAGUGGUCAAGAGAAAGCUCUUAUUAUAAACGAUCCUCUAAAUUUGGUGAGGACGUUAAACAAACUCGGCGGUCAACACGGCGUCGGUCGAAUUGAUAUAGUGGAAAAUCGUUUCCUGGGGUUAAAGUCUCGAGGACUCUAUGAGACCCCGGCGGGAACAAUACUUCACGUUGCACAUCUGGACUUGGAGACUUAUGCUCUUGAUAAGGAAGUUUUAAGGUUAAAAAAAUACCUUCAAGAUAAAAUGUCAGACUUUGUGUAUAAUGGAUUUUGGUUCUCCCCCGAAGCGAGAUAUACGAGGAAGUGUUUAGAAAUGUCACAAGAAUCGGUUUCUGGCACUGUUACAGUCCAAGUCUUCAAAGGGAAUGUUAUUGUGUUGGCAAGAAAAAGUGCGAAAAGUUUGUACAAUCAGGAAUUGGUUUCCAUGGACAUUGCUGGUGGAUUCUCUCCUGAAGACAGCACUGGUUUUAUUAACAUCAAUGCAGUGAGACUGAAGGAAUACGCUCGUUUUGCUAAUAGCCAGGAGUUUUAA